Olea europaea var. sylvestris is the source of this 798-nucleotide messenger RNA. Its product is annotated as protein SPA1-RELATED 3-like. The record is from RefSeq and is a predicted model, not a curated record. Gene Ontology annotation, biological process: photomorphogenesis. NCBI's taxonomy places the organism in Eukaryota, Viridiplantae, Streptophyta, Magnoliopsida, Lamiales, Oleaceae. The transcript has 3 exons. Gene Ontology annotation, molecular function: protein binding. The annotation marks the transcript as partial.
AGACAAAGUGGAUGGAUAAAUACAUUCCUAGAGGGGUUAUGCAAGUAUCUCUCUUUUAGUAAACUGAAAGUCAAGGCAGACUUGAAGCAAGGGGAUCUUUUAAAUUCAUCAAACCUCGUAUGCUCUCUGAGUUUUGAUCGAGAUGGUGAAUUUUUUGCAACUGCUGGCGUAAACAAGAAGAUCAAAGUUUUUGAAUAUAAUUCGAUCUUAAAUGAAGAUCGUGAUAUCCAUUAUCCUGUGGUUGAAAUGGCAGGCAGGUCAAAGCUUAGCAGCAUAUGUUGGAAUGGCUAUAUCAAAAGCCAGAUCGCUUCAAGUAAUUUCGAAGGUGUGGUGCAGGUAUGGGAUGUUACAAGGAGUCAAAUUUUCAUGGAAAUGAAAGAACAUGAAAGGCGUGUCUGGUCUGUGGACUUCUCUGUAGCAGAACCAACAAUGCUGGCCAGCGGCAGUGAUGAUGGUUCAGUUAAGCUCUGGAAUAUCAAUCAGGGAGUAAGUGUUGGUACAAUCAAGACAAAGGCCAAUGUCUGCUGUGUUCAAUUCCCCUUAGACUCUGGUCGUUUCCUUGCUUUCGGUUCAGCAGAUCAUAGGAUAUAUUACUAUGAUCUACGCAACUCAAAAAUGCCUCUGUACACUUUAGGUGGGCAUAACAAAACAGUGAGCUACGUUAAGUUCAUAGAUUCAACGACUCUUGUGUCUGCAUCUACGGAUAACACAUUAAAGCUUUGGGAUUUGUCAAUGUGCACGUCACGAGUACUUAAUUGUCCUCUCCAAACAUUUACAGGCCAUCUGAAUGUGAAGGUA